AUUAACACCUUAAAAUAAUAUUAUAAUCAGUAAUUCAGUUUUAUGUACGAUUUGAAUAGUGGUAAAGAUAUUACCAUCCGAAAGAUCCACGAACGGAUCAUUCAUGUAUUUAUCAUCGAAUAACAAUAGAUCCAGUGUGUGUGUGAUAGGUUUAUUUGGUUGAUAUUUACCGAAAUCUGAAUAUUCUUUGAAGUAAGCCUAACUUGUAUAUUAUCUCACAGUUUAACGUAUACUAAUUUUAACAGUAUGUUUUAAUAGCUGCGUUUGUUUUGUUUUUAAUUUAAAGUCUGUUAAACAAAGGCAGGUGAGGUAUUUUUCUGUGUCCGGAAGGUACCACUAUGUGGCGCUGCAGUUGUAUAUUCUGAUUAUUAGUUUUAUGACGGUCGUGUGGUGAGACCACAGCAUUGAUUUCCUGUUCGCUCGACAUACUAUAUAUAAACAGUGCUUGAGGUUAAUUACAGUUUUUAUAAAGCUACAUAGGUUAUUAUUAAUCCUUGGGGUGACAAACAGAUUUCAAUUGUUCGAAGUUUUUCCCCUGCCCACUACAGUCACUCUGGUCAUUAGAUUUCGGUACACGGAGUUUUGCGUGUGCGCAGUCUGACGUCACAUAAUGGCGGGGACUCUGUGUUUUCUUGGUGGAUUGAUGUUUCUGAACGCUGUAAUCAAGCUGGUUGAAUGUUUAGAUCUUCCCAGAAUUCAACCGUUCACCUUCCCAACAAAAGCUGAACUACAUACUCGUGUUAAUGUUCUCUGCAGUUUAUCCAAAGGUACCUUACCAGUUACAUUUAUGUGGAUUAAAUACAGUGGGCCUCUUGUGGAACUGGCAGACAAGAUAGAGAUACUCUCACAAAGAGACUCUUCACAGCUGCAGAUAAAGAAUCUCAGUGGAGAAGAUGUUGGCAAUUACACAUGUGUUGCUAAAAAUACUGCUGGAGAAACCAGAUUUACAGCUGAGUUACUGGUAGAAGGUAGGAAAAUAAAGCCAGUUUUACAGUGGAGUUAAUAGUAGAAGGUGGGACGCUGAAGUUAAAUGUUUGAGUAAUCAAAAAUUAUAGUUUGUGAUCUGUCUGUUAAAAUUAAUUUUUCCUUUUUUUAAUUGAGAUUGAAUUUUAUACAUCAAGGAUUAUAUUAAAAUCACAUGAACUUAUUGUUUCUGAAUGUUAGUAAAUGCAAUGUUUCUCAUUGUUAGUCCACAAAUGGAG
Messenger RNA from Limulus polyphemus (Atlantic horseshoe crab), 1202 nucleotides. RefSeq names its product Down syndrome cell adhesion molecule-like protein Dscam2. The record is from RefSeq and is a predicted model, not a curated record. The coding region runs from base 611 to 1003 and encodes 130 amino acids. The transcript has 2 exons. NCBI's taxonomy places the organism in Eukaryota, Metazoa, Arthropoda, Merostomata, Xiphosura, Limulidae.